AUGACGGAGGAAAACGACGACUUAAACGGGACGACGACCACUACGCAUCGCUCUGCUCCGGACGACGACGGUGGUCUUCGCAAUCGGAGGAAAAACGGUGGUGAUGGUGUAAAAGAGAGACGAAAUGGAUUAUCAUCAUCAGAAGCCGCAAGAAAGAAGAAAAAAGAACGACGAGAUUCCUUGGACCAGAUGCGAAAACGGGAACAAAAUCGGAUACCUUUGAUCGAACAAUCGACGAAAUAUAUCUUUUACACUCUGCUGGUGCUUCUGUUGGCCUUGGUUAUUCCCAUCGCGCUGAGGCAGUUGGCGAAUAAAAUGGUUGGUUUAAACGAUAAGAAGAAGAGCUCUUCUUCUUUCUUUGGUGCCAAAACGUUGUUAAAAAAAUGGUCUCUGAUUGAUUCAAAGUCCACGGAUACGAAGUUGUUGUUAGGGGACAUGUACCGAGCGGACAUGGAUACGGACGAAGCGAUCGAGACGUUGAGAGAGGUGACGGUGAAAUACGACUCUGCGUUGAAACAACAAGAAGAGGAGAAGAAAAGCGGUAGCGGGAGUAGCGAAUCUUUAAAAGCGAAGAGCAAAGAAGCGAGCGUACGAUUAGCGUUGGCUUUGUUAGAUAAAGCGGACGGGAACGCGGCAAAGAGUCCGCUAGGAUUUACGCACGAUAAGACGCCGUUGGUAGAGGCGAAGUAUAACUUGAAGAAAGCGAAAGCGAUCGAAGAAGAGUUGCAAACUAGAAGAAAAGAUGGCGGAAAAGACGACGACGACAACGAUGAAGACAAUAAGAAUGUGAAUAAGAUUGAGAUUGAGGUUGCUUUGUCGCGAGUAUAUCAACACGAGCGUGAUUUUCCAUCCGCGGUUGCUAUUUUGAACGAAGCGUUGGAAAAGAAACCGUCGAGCACGGAGGCGAGAUGGCAGUUGGCAGUCGCGCACCAAGGCGCCGGCGACUGUCAGUCGGCGUUGGAGCAAUAUCGCGUGUUGAUUGAAGACGCGAAAGUCAAGCACGCGCACGUGUAUUUGCGAGCGAGCAUGUGUUUACUGCACGGACGCAAAAAAGAGGAUAACUCGACGAAACCGUUGAAAAUGCAUUCGAUUUCUGGGAAAGGCGUCAAGACGAAAGUCGAUCCGAGUCCAGAGGAGGUUGUGCAAGCGAUUUCAUAUUUAGAGGCGGCGACGACGAUCGAUUCGAGCUUAGGACACGCAUGGAUGCAGUUGGGAUUAGCGCAUGUUCUGCGAAACGCACCGAGAGAAGCCAUUGGACCGUUGGAGAGAGCGAAGAAAGAACUUGGGGAGAACUCGUUGACGGCGGACUUCCACUUGGCGGCGGCGUAUCAGCAAGCGAACAGAUGUAAAGACGCGAUUCCGUUGCUUAUGAACGUGGCGCAAAAAUCUAGAGAACAACACGAACGCAUGAUGCACAUCGAUAACAUGAAAGAUGGGAGAGCGCAAAAGUUAGAAAGUUCUAUCCCCGCGCACGAAGCGUUCUUAAGAGCCGGUGGGUGUAAGUUUCUCAUGGGCGAAGUCGACGGCGCCAUCGAGUUGUAUCGCGAAGCGUUGGUCUCCUCGGAUAAAUUCGCACCAGCAUUAGUAAACUGGGGUAUCGCGUUAGAGCAUAAAAAAGAGUACGACAAAGCCGAAGAAAAGUACAAGCUGGCGGUGGAGAAGAACCCAAAUAUGGCGGAAGCGUACGCGCGAUGGGGCACUUUGAACUUUGGACAAGCGAGAACGCUCGUGCAAGCGUUCGUCCAUAAACGGCGCGAAGAGAAGAACAAGAAAAAGGUCUGGAAAGACCCGGAGGAAUCGAAGGAGAGAAAAGAACUUGGAGCGUUAAUCGAUGCGGCGUUUUCGAGGUUGGAGAAAGCGGCCGCUUUGGACCCGAAUCACUCGAUUAAUCAAAGACUCUCGUUUAUGAGGCAACAAGCGAAAGCGUUAAUUAAAGAAGUCGAAGGUAAGAAUGCGAAAAUGGACGAGCCGUGGGAUUUGAAAGAGGAAAGAGAAAGUAGCCAGCAACAGCAGCAGCAACAAUAA
Molecule: messenger RNA, 2025 nt
Organism: Bathycoccus prasinos
Lineage: Eukaryota; Viridiplantae; Chlorophyta; Mamiellophyceae; Mamiellales; Bathycoccaceae
Exons: 1
Coding region: 1-2025 (674 amino acids)
Molecular function (GO): protein binding
Source: RefSeq, a predicted model, not a curated record